Gasterosteus aculeatus aculeatus (three-spined stickleback) is the source of this 2545-nucleotide messenger RNA. RefSeq lists its product as uncharacterized. The record is from RefSeq and is a predicted model, not a curated record. Gene Ontology annotation, biological process: arachidonate secretion; phospholipid metabolic process. Gene Ontology annotation, molecular function: A2-type glycerophospholipase activity. Lineage: Eukaryota; Metazoa; Chordata; Actinopteri; Perciformes; Gasterosteidae.
GAGGGGCCUCUUGGCACAAAGCGUUCACCUCCAAGCCACGCAUGCCUUCACCCAUAGACACGCGCCUCGUGCAGACAAAUACACUCAGGCCACAUGUCAUGCGGAAUAAUUCGUCCAUUCAGGCGUUAUUUUAACCCACCAAACUUUACUGGAUUCAUUGGGCAUCCAUUUCCCGUUGAGAUGCGAAGACAGUGCACGCUACAAGUUUUUUUCGUCUUAUCGUUGCACGUUUUAUCCAAAGCGCAUUAUGUUAUCGGAUCGGGUCCGUCUUGCCUCAGAUCGAGUCCCGCGGGACUCGGUCAGACGCGCGUCACGUUUCUGCGGGAGGACGCGACCGGUGUGCGCUCCUUGUACGUCAGCCUGUGGUCUGAGGACGCGCGACCGGUAACCUGCCAGGUGAACACCAAUCCGACUGUCACCGACAGGUACUUCAGUGUCUGCAACAGAAGCGGCGGCCAGGGCCGAGAAAUCCGCCGGAAGUUUAACACCAGCAUCCUGUUAUCUCCGGGUUCACCGUGCAAACUCGCCUCCUCCGGUGUGCCGGAGUUUAUCUUCAAGCGCGCAAGAAGAGAUGCGACGGAGGGGAAAGUAGUUCGGAGGAAACGGGCGUGGAUAUUCCCGGGCACGUUGUGGUGCGGUACCGGCAGCAAGGCGGAUGAAUACGAACAGCUAGGGAUGUUCGAGAGUGCAGAUCGAUGCUGCCGUGAGCACGACCACUGCCUGCAUGUCAUCCCGGCUUUCACUGGGAAUUAUGGAGUCUUCAACUCCAACUUUUUUACCGUCUCACACUGUGACUGUGACCAAAGGUUUCGAGAGUGCCUUCUUGGUGUGAAUGAUUCCAUUUCCAGCAUGGUGGGCUACAGCUUCUUCAACAUCCUGCGGGUUCCCUGCUUUGACCUCACACAGCAGAGGCGAUGCACGGAGUGGUACUGGUGGGGAAUGUGUAAAGUGGCCGAAAUGGCUCCAUGUGCCGUCUUCAGAAGUCCCCUUCCCUAUGCUGAUGUUACGAGCAAUAAUGGGAACACCACUGACAGCAACAUGGUAGCAAAUAGCAAGGCGAAGCUUGUAAACGAAAGCAUUGUGAUCGAGCCACUCAAAAAGUUACCCAAAAGUGAACGUAGAUGUAAAUCCAGACACCGACCCAAAGGAGAAACUUUCUACCUCAGAAGGACAAAGGGGAAAGGAUGUAAAAGGCAAAAAAAACUGAAUACAACGACACCAUCCCAAAUGUCAACAGUGUCCACCACUAGUCUUUCAAUGGAAGUCAGUCAUUUAAAUGAAAUUAAAAGUACUGCAGCGCUGCCGAUUAAAAAAAGACUUGGAAAAAAGAAGAGCAACGGACAAGGUCUGUCGGAUUACGUCACACAGAGAAGCCAAAUCCCACCACCGGCGAACAUGAGCUCAGAUCAAAAAACAGCAACUCAAAGCCUGCCGUCUUUCACACGAAAGCCGGUGCUGCAGCCACACCGAGUAAUAGCCCCACCAGCAGUGGGCAAAAGUCGCAAAAAGGUUCUGAAACAACAACAACGCCGUUGUUGUGGACUACGGACGUCUGUCAGAGGUGACACUUUUCAGCCUCGUUGUAAAAGUUGUCUAGAACAAAAAGCAACAUCCGGCAUGACAACUGUUACACAAUCAAAGACUAUGUAUGUGGUGCCAGUCAAAAUGUCAACAAACUCGACUCGGAUCCUCAAACGGACAGAAACGCCCCAACAAGACGAUCCAAAAACACUCUGGAAUACGGCUGCUUCUGCAACCUCCGUUCAUAAUGAAGUCAAGCCGCAAAAGCAGAUGGAUUCUCCUCUACAGCAGAAUGAUACAAGCCGUGGGCUCAUGUGUACCAACGUAGCCCAAAGUACAAAUGCAGGAAGAGGCCUGAAGCAAAACUUUGCAUCAGAUAAUAUGACAGACCAUCAACUCCUGUGUGGAAGCCUCAAACACCUGGAUGAAUGUAAAUACAGCAUCAUCCCUUUGGGGAACAAGUAUAAUCUACAGAACAUGAAGUCAAAGACCGCGUACCACUGUGAUUGCACCAGCCGCGUGGCUGUUCUGAUUAAAAGCUUCAAGCAACCCAGUAUUCUCCCCAAGCUGCUAAUGGAUUUUGUAUCUCAAUCCUGCUUCAAUCUGCCCAAUGAGAAGAAAUGCCACCGCCGCAAAAGCUGUUCUGGAGGCUUCUCUAAAGCCUCUGACCUACUUCAAGCACUUAGCAUGAUGGAGGAAAGAGACACUACUGGGGUGCAAAACUCAGCCAAUGAGAGAAAGAGAGGGAUUCCUACUCGUCUUUAUAAGCGUUGCCUGAGGCUGGUAAGGGAAGCUGAUGUUGGGGCACAGCUCACACAACUUUAGACUCCGUGUCUAUAAAUAGCAACAGUGGAUUUGAUAAGCUUUACAUUUCACAGACAUUUCUGUUUCUCUCUGACGGGGUUAAACUACAGUGUUUUAAAACAUUCAAGGAAUUAAAUUCUCAAAUACGUCAUUUUUGAACCAAUGCCAUGGAUGUACAUUUUUAAGUAUUUAUAAAGAACUGCAAUAAAAAUGAAAACAA